Molecule: messenger RNA, 8154 nt
Organism: Schistosoma haematobium
Lineage: Eukaryota; Metazoa; Platyhelminthes; Trematoda; Strigeidida; Schistosomatidae
Product: Serine/threonine-protein phosphatase 5
Exons: 8
Coding region: 126-1043 (305 amino acids)
Cellular component (GO): nucleus; cytosol
Molecular function (GO): protein serine/threonine phosphatase activity; protein binding
Source: RefSeq, a predicted model, not a curated record
GAGAAGCUGAACUUUCACUGGCAGGCAAUCGGAAAGGUUUAAAACAGCAACUCAACAUUUGAACCAUUUAAUUGAGAGCCCGUCUGUCCAAACUUUUCCUGAACGGCGCACACGUGAAUUAAAGAAUGACGUUAUCGACUAUUUCGGAUGAAGCAGAAGCAUUAAAAGAAGAAGCUAACAAAUUUUUUAAAGAUGGGGACUAUGAAAAAGCCAUCGAUGCAUACACGAAGGCGAUAGAAAUUCGGGAGACUGCUGUUUAUUUGGCCAACAGGAGCCUCGCUUAUCUUCGUACAGAGUGUUUUGGCUAUGCCUUGGAUGAUGCUUCUAAAGCUAUAUCUUUGGAUAGUUCUUAUGUGAAGGGUUAUUAUCGCAGGGCAUCUGCACAUAUGGCAUUAGGUCAGUAUAAGGAGGCAUUAGCAGACUACGAAACUGUUAUUCGAGUUGCACCUAGUGACAAAAUGGCUCGUGAGAAGUUGACUGAAUGCCGGAAAAUAAUUCGUCGCAAAGCAUUUGAAAAAGCCAUUGCAGUAGAAGAUCAGCCGUCCCCAUUAGAAUCUUUUGAUCUGUCAACAAUUACUGUAGAAUCUAGUUACGAUGGUCCACACUUAGAACAAGAUAGCAAUGGAAAAUACUUUGUCACGGAGUCGUUUAUGUUGGCUUUAAUGGAGCACUACAAAUCUCAGAAAGUAUUACACAAGAAAUAUGCCAUUAUAAUAAUGAAAGAUAUUUUCUUAUUUCUUCGCGGUUUACCAAGUUUGGUAGACAUUAAAGUCCCAGAACAGUCUAAGUUUACUGUUUGUGGGGAUAUACACGGUCAGUUCUACGAUCUUAUGAACAUAUUCAAAAUUAACGGGCUUCCGAGCAAAGAUAAUCCUUACGUAAGCAAUAUUACUUUUAGGAUUUGUUUCUCUAGUUGUUCAAUGGUGACUUUGUUGAUCGGGGAUCGUUUUCCGUGGAGUGUAUUUUCACCUUGUUCGGGUUUAAGCUUCUCUAUCCAGACAAGUUUUAUCUUUCCAGAGGUAACCAUGAAUCCGAACACAUGAACAGACUUUAUGGCUUUGAAGGUGAGGUAAAGUCAAAAUAUUCUUCUGAAGUGGCCAAUAUGUUCACGGAUAUAUUCAACUGGUUACCUCUAUGCCAUCUGAUUAAUGAAAGAAUUCUGGUUAUGCAUGGUGGAUUGUUCGAACGCGAUAAUGUUACAUUAGAUGAAAUAAAAAAGGUGUCUCGAAAUCGUCAACCUGACGAAGGCACUAUAAUGUGUGAAUUGCUAUGGUCUGACCCAAUGGAGGCUGAAGGUCGAGCCCAUUCUAAACGUGGAGUCGGUUGUCAAUUUGGUCCUGAUGUCACUAAAAAGUUCUGUAAGCAAAAUGGUCUAGACUAUAUUAUUAGAAGUCAUGAAGUAAGUGCAUUGAUCAUCAAGUGUUCUGUUUUCAAAAUACCCUAAAGUUGCUUGAUUUACUCUAAAAUUAAAAGUCCAAUCUCUUCUCUCUCUAGAUCCCAGCGUAAUCGUUCAUUUGAUAAAUAUAGCAAUCCAACAUAGUUUAAUCUCCGUGUAUCUAGAAAUCCCCAUUGUUCAUUGGUGUAGGAGUAGUUUGCAGAAAAGCUAGGGGCUGCCAUACUAUAUCAGUCCUUGAGGCCAUUAACUGUGAGUUUGCGCUAUGUUAGUAGAUGCCGACUACCUGAUUAGGCUCUGUGUGAUAACUGCAAUCAGUGGUGCAGUUGCACUCAAUUUUUGAAUUCCAGUUUCCGUCCAUAUGUACUUCUCCAUUCUGUCUCUCCGAACCCUAUUCUCAGUGAUGAGUCAUUUUCCUUGUCAUUGCUACUACUUUACUAUGGUCUCCUCUGCUAUGCAUCUUGUUAAUUUCAACUCGUCUUACUAAUGCUGUAUGACAAAUUAGGUCAAAAUAUAUCUGUGCCAGACUGUACAUUGAUGAUAACUGACUGGAUGAUCUUCAACAGCAAACUCGUGAUCUUGUUGGUGGUGUAGGACUAACUUUGAAAAUUGGAAUAGACAGUUGUCGUUUCGUAUUUCAGUAGACGAUGAGGGUAGUAUAUCUUGAGAGGAGCAGUCUAGUUAAGAAAAUACAGCCAAGAAGAGUUCUUUCAGUUGAAGAUAUUCCUAUAAUAUUUCUUAUAAAAAGAUAAAAGAGAACUACAUAUGGACUGUCACAUGUUUCUAUUCUGAGCCAUUUUUGAUGAUGUUUCAACCCACUACUUUGUCUCACCGUCAAGAAUGGUUGCUGACACAAGUGUCAACUAGUCUUGCAAAAGUCCUUUACAUUAAGACUUUGCAAGUACAUGCUAUACUGAUGGAUAAUAGUUGUCAGCUCAUUACUUAUGAACUGCAUAUCUUGAUUAUCAUCCCACAGUCAAGUAAAUCAUCCGCAUACUGAGGGUCAAAAAGCCUUUUUCCAUGUGAUAAAUUGACACCACUACUAUCUACUUGCAUCAGGGAUGUUCCCAGUAUAUCAUCGAUGGUACAGUUAAAGAGGAAUAAUGAAACUGGGAAACCGUGACCGUGGACCAGGCACAUAUAUGCAAUGGUUCAAGUUGCCACACCUCAUUAAUACAUCAAGAUGAACACCAAAUUCAUAGAAGUAGUUACUUCAAUGGUAGUAAUAUAUAAAAGAAAGAUUGUGUAUAAGGAUAUAAUACAGGAAGGAAGAAUUAGUUCGUAGAAAGGUCUAAAGUAAUUUUAAACUCAUCGUUUAUGAGAAGACAAAAAGUGUAUACACCUACUUCAUUGUGAUCGGUUCUGAACCAUGUCACCCAGAGUCUCUAGCCACUGGUUACGACAGUCGCGCGGACCCCAACCAAGUAGUCAGCAUCUACACCAACAUGGCUUAGACCAGAAGUUAAUGACUUUAUGGACUGAUGCCAUGCUUUGGUUUGGUCGCUCCCAACUUUCUUCCAUCCGUCUUCAACACUAGUCAGCAUUGCGCGUCAUGGUAAUCGGUGGUUGGGUAUGCGUAAUACGUGAUCCAACCAUCUCAGUCAAUCAAGACUCACAACCUCAUCAACUGAUUUACCAUCAUUCCGUAAUACCCUGCGUCUAACCUCACUAUUACUUACCCAGUGAUCCCAGCAGAUGCUGGCAAUAUUUCUGAGACAUUUGUGAUCAAAUACUAGCAACUUACAAGUAUCCUCUACCCUUAAUGGCCACGUUUCGCAGCUGUAAGGUAAAAUAGAGAGAACGUCUGCGCAGUAUAUAUAGAUUGAUAGACGGAUAUCUCGCUCUCGACAUAGGUGACGUAAGUUAGCAAAAGCCAAACGAGCCUUUUGAAUCCGUACAAGAGAUUUUGUCAGACACCAAUCCAUUAGGGCUGAUCGAACUUCCAAGAUCAAUGAAGUUGUCGAUGCGGUCGACUACUUCAUUCCCUAUCUUUAGUUCAGGUGUUGACACAGACCAGUCCUGAAGCAACAACUUUCAUCUAGAGGGAGAGGAACGCAUUCCAAACUUCAUGGCAUUGUUGCUCAAUGCUACUAGAACACUGCAUUUUAUCAGCGUCUUCAUCAAACAGAACUAUGUCAUCUGUGUGGACCUCCUGGAAGGAGAUCAAUUCCUGAAAAUUCAGUCGACGUAAACGUUAUUUCUAACGGUAGGUCUAUGACGAAAGUGAGCAAAAAUGGAGAUAGUGGACAACCUUGUCAUACAUCACUUAAGGUUGCAAGAUCAGAUGACAGUUCUCUAUAAGCUCUAACUCGACCGGUAGUGUUUCAGUAAAGAGCCUUCACAUGGAUUAUAUACUUCUGAGGUACACCUUUCAAUGAUAGACACCAUUACUGGAGGCAUUCGUGCGCGAGACCGAAAGUCCCGGGUUCGAACCCCGUGUGAUAGCCCAAGUGCCCUGGUACGGUCAAAGGUGUGGAGAGUAUGGUCUCACAUGGCCGUGUGUAUACAGCCACUGUCAUAGAGAUCCUACUCACUGCUUUCUCGCUAUGGGGGUGUUGUUUACGAAAUUGAGACCAUGAAAAGCGAAUGUCCGGCGCUUCAACAGUAUCGGUGGGUAUGAAAGAUCUACAUAGAGGAGUUGUAAAACCCUGAUUCCAAACUAAUGGUGCACAUUGGCUCCAGGAUCCUGAAGGAACAAAAGGCGUGUGAACCUACUCUUGGUCACCGGCCACUAUGGGACUGUAUCUCCUUACGUUGCUCCACUGCCUUGUGGAUCAUACCUUUAGGACGAAUGCUCCGGGUGUGACUCCUCAAGAAGACCACCUGCUUCGGUUUGAGCACCCGGGCAGUAUCACAGCCCACACGCAAAUCAAGUGACUUGUGUGGCGCAUAUGUAUUUGGUGCCCCUUUGUACCAAUAUUUGUGUUCAAAUAAAUAAAUAAAAUUACUGAAAUAAAACAAUAGGAGGAGGCGGUUUUAUGAUCACACUCUCCCUGAGUUUUUUGUAUUCAGAGCUUUCAAUGUAUCAAUAAACUUCUCACACACACCUUCAACAAAUAAUCCCAUAGUUUACAAUUCUGUUCUGCGGAUUGAAGUCGGUCCGGAUAUCAAUAAACACAAUUAUCAUUGGCCUCCAGUAGGUGCGGCGAUGUUCUGAAAUUUGGUGGUGGGUAAAGAUAUAAUCAACACACCGAUGAUCAUAACAAAGGCUGACCUACUAAUCGCGAGACAAUAUUUCACGGAUUUUGAAAAAUCAGUCAAGUAUGACAAAAACCAAUAGUUUGGAUGCAGUAUAAAGUAGACUUGUCCCUCGAUAGUUGUUACUUGAAUGUCGGUCCAUUUUAAAAAUAAAAGGGGCUGUCGCUUCAUUCAAGGAUGUUGGGGCACUCACUACCUGACUUUUCUUAACAUAUUCGAUCGAUAGAUUUCUUUGAGGGAUAGUUCAGCUGGUGUGCUGCCCUAACAAAGAUCCUUUAGGACCUUCCAUUAGGGAAGUCAGUCACCAACCAUGGGGGACAGAACAAUCUAAUCGAUGUUGUUGGCAAGCAAUAUCCGUAAGUAUGGUAUGUAUUUGGCAAGUACUAAAUGUAAAGGACCUUUGCUAGACUUGUAGCAGGCUGCGCCCGCGCUCACUAUUGGUAUAUUGCCGUUAGAAGUAGUCGAAAAGUUUUUGUAUCCGGGUGGCUGUGUGAGCGAUGAUGGUGCUGUGAUUAAUAAGAGUAAUUUAAGUAUAUUGGAAGCCAAAGUGGAUCAUAUCAAUCUUGGCUACCUUUGGUGCCGUCGUGAGGCUAGUUUGGCUGUUAAAUGUCAGGCUUGUUUUAAUUUUGACUGUCGAACUGGCUUCAAUUUCUUCAGUCGAUCUUGAGUUAUUAACCUAGGAGUCGUCCAUGUUUAAACGUUGGACAUGAUUUAGCUUCUUAAAGCUGCAGACAUUGUUACGAAAUUCGGAUUUUCGUCAGAAAUGUUUACAUGCUAUAUUUUUAGGUGUAAUUUUGAGGUUCAUGUCGCUAGAUAGCUAGAUUUUAGCAGGGAAUUUACCGCAUAGAUUUCCAAUUGGGUAUUAUGCGAAAUCAAUCAUGAUAAUUGUGUACGAUAUCUGAAAGUUAUGAAAUAGAGCAACCAUCAUUUUGGUGUAGGCUUUACAUUGGUUUGUGUUGUCUGUUUUGUCCAUUUGUAAGAAUCGAUUAGCAAUUUCCUAAUAAUCUUAUUUUUAUACAAUAUAUUCGAUAAUAUUUAAAAGUAAUGAUAUUUAUUUACACCGCAUGCCUUUCUUUCAAACUGGUUGAUCCUGCCAGUUAUAUUCAUCUAACAGUUAGUGGAAAUAGUUGCUGUUUUCGAUGGUAUUAAUGUGUACAGUACUUGAUUUAUAUUAUGUUAUGAUUUCAGUUUAGACCUUAUUACGUUCAUAAACCGAGAUCUUCAUUCUGUGUUCUGAGUCAUCCAAGAAAUUUUUGUAUUGUUUUUUAAGGUGAAAGAUGAAGGUUACGAAGUUGCUCACAACGGUCGCUGUAUUACUGUUUUCUCAGCUCCUAAUUACUGUGACACAAUGCAUAAUCGAGGAGCUUUUAUUACAUUGAUAGGUAGUAAUAAACCCGGUGAAAUGUCUCCAAUGUUUACCAGCUUUACAGCAGUAGCUCAUCCAGAUGUGCGCCCAAUGGCUUACGUAAAUCCAUUACUUUCCAUGUUUAUGUGAUUUGUACAUUGCUUUUUCUUAUUUUGUGCCUUAAAAUGGUUACUGAACAUUGAUAGAUGCAUAUUUAAAUAAACACACAUAUAUACAGUUAACUUGAUCAAUGUAUCAACUGUUCAUUGUACACAUUAUAUUGUCAAAAUUCUCAUGUAACAUUUUCUUACUCAUUUUUGAUGGGCUUAGUUUUAAGUCAAGGAUUCUCAUGUCUGCAUUUUUAAUUCCAUUGUAAUGAAGUUACUUUGGGAAAAUGUAAAAAACUUUAAUCACAUUCUUAUUACUAUUAAUAUGAUUAUUUGUUAUUGCUACUACUACUAACACUGAUACCAUUGUUUGAAUUUGUGACGGCUAUUUUUCCAUUUAGUCAGACUACCAGUUCUCAUUCAUUUUAGGGUUAAUUUUGCAAGUAUAUUAGAAGAAAUCAUUAAGCUUCAUUUAUUUUAUCGUCUUACUGUAUCGUGUUUGAAUAAAAAUUGUGGGAAAUUAUUACUAUUAAAUCUAUAUAUAUCUAGCAUUGUUCCAGUCUAAUUUUUUUCAACCUAAUCGUCUUGGAUAAAUUAAAAUGAGGAGUUUAGAAGAUAAUUAAUUUUUGUAUUACCUUGCUUAGUAAUGAGGAUAUUUUGUAUAUUGAAGCAUUUUAAUCUGAAAAUAAUAGUGUUCACAUCGUACAUCAUAAUAGUUCUUGGAUAUUACAUUUAAGAAAGUGUAUUGCUGUACCGAAUAAGGUUCAGAACUUAAGGGGUUUAUAAUCAAGCAGUCAAUACUCAUUGUUCCUGCAUGAACCAACUGAAUACGAGGGCUAGUAAAAAGGCCGUUUAUGGGAUAUGUUCCACGUGAUUCGUUUCCAAUUGUGUAUAUGUCUUUCAUUCUUGUAUGCACAAUAUAGCGUUUUGUGGCAGUCAUUCACCUAAGCUGAGUUCACGCACGAAUAAUUUACUCAUAGUAUUAACCAUCUAAUGUAACGCAAUCAUAAUGCUUGUUUAUUGUUUGUUCUCAAAAAUUUAAACAACGAGGUUUGCGAGAUAAAAUGAAUCCAUUCUAUUUCACGGUUUCUCAUCAGUUGCAUACAACCUAAAAUUACAAUUACUAAUAUAAAUAUAAUUAUUAAUAAAUGUUUAGCAUACUUUAGUUUGUGAUUUUUAGAUAAAUUUUCGCAAUGUAUCCGAACUCAUAAUAAGAAGAAUAGGUACACAAAGUGUAUGAAUAAACAUAGUUGUUGUCGGAGUCGUAGUUAAAAAAAUUAACAAACGUUAUUGGACACAUGUCAGAUCACCAUGGCAGAAAAAGGCUUCUAGGUUACUCAGUUACUUCAACAACUAUCAUCCCAACAUAACGUUUACGAUGGAAUAUAAAAGAGAACCAACACAAUUUUUAAGUGUAGGACGGAAAAAUGAUAGAAGUUUUAAGGAAAGUAUAUAUAGAAAAAAACCAUGGAUAGGACAGUAUUUGACAGUUUUGGCCCUAUCAGUUACAAAAAUUUUCUAGUAAAAACGCUCUUCAAUACAGCUAAGAUGUUAUGCUUAAACGGAAAAAUAAAUGAGGAAUUGGCUAUUCUGGAAAAGCAUCUUAUAAAAAAUGGAUACCCGAGGAAAUUUAGUAUGAACUACGGAAAAGAAUAUUCCGAGGAUGAUUAACAACCAUCUAUCGUAAAUAAACCUGUCUUCAUCAGCCUUCUGUUCAAGGAAGGUGAUAUUUCAGGAAGAAUCGACUGAAGAUUGAAGGCGUCACCGAAAAGAUACUUCCCUGCUGCUCAACUGUUUCACCAUACAACACCAAGUGUUCGUUUUACCAUUCAAAGAUAGAUCAAUACUCUCCCGAUGUCACUCCCAAUUGUACCUGCUGCUGCAGGUACAUAGGAAGGACAAAGAGGACUUCUACAAAAUUUUCUUAACACACUCCUUGUAACCUAUAGCUAAGAGGAAUUGAAGUGUUUACAAGUGCAGUUGCCAGACAUCUCGAUAGUGGACAUGAAUAGAAUGUAAGUGAUGCAUCCAAACAUUAUUGUUCUUGCUCUGUUUAAAAGUAUUAUAUAUUUUAUUUACUCUUAAUAGGGCGGUAAGUUGUUCGAAUUCCU